Messenger RNA from Notechis scutatus (mainland tiger snake), 405 nucleotides. RefSeq names its product G protein subunit gamma 3 (gene GNG3). Gene Ontology annotation, cellular component: heterotrimeric G-protein complex. Lineage: Eukaryota; Metazoa; Chordata; Lepidosauria; Squamata; Elapidae. Gene Ontology annotation, molecular function: G-protein beta-subunit binding. The record is from RefSeq and is a predicted model, not a curated record. Gene Ontology annotation, biological process: G protein-coupled receptor signaling pathway.
GCCUGGAAUACUGCGAUGUAGCCCGAAGUGCUAAGGUUCAGCAAAUUCUACUUCUAGUGAAGUUGCUUGCAAGGAUACUAGUUAGGGCCAAUUUUGAAGCACGUCUUCAAUGUCUUCCCUUACGGUGACUGGUCUUGGAUGGCCUUUCUCCUCUCUGAUGUCCUCAGCAGGUUCCUCAUGAAGGGCGAAACCCCUGUCAACAGCACCAUGAGCAUCGGCCAAGCUCGCAAAAUGGUGGAACAGCUGAAGAUUGAGGCCAGCAUGUGCAGGAUAAAGGUGUCCAAAGCGGCUGCGGACUUGAUGACCUACUGCGAUGCCCACACCUGCGAGGACCCCCUCAUUAGCCCCGUGCCCACCUCAGAAAACCCCUUCCGGGAAAAGAAAUUCUUCUGCGCCCUGCUUUGA